Perognathus longimembris pacificus (Pacific pocket mouse) is the source of this 1704-nucleotide messenger RNA. RefSeq names its product collagen alpha-1(I) chain-like. The coding region runs from base 1 to 1704 and encodes 567 amino acids. The transcript has 4 exons. The record is from RefSeq and is a predicted model, not a curated record. Lineage: Eukaryota; Metazoa; Chordata; Mammalia; Rodentia; Heteromyidae.
AUGCGUGUGGAGACGCCGCCGUGGAAGCUCCCUGGCACAACGAAUCCACGCGGGUGGCCAGGGGCUGACAGCACACCGGCACCAGACACAGCCCGCGACGGAGCCGCUCCACGGGCCGGGACCCGCCAGUCACACCCCACAGGGACACAGCCUGCGACGGAGCCGCUCCACGGGCCGGGACCCGCCAGCCACACCCCACAGGGACACAGCCUGCGACGGAGCCGCUCCACGGGCCGGGACCCGCCAGCCACACCCCACAGGGACACAGCCUGCGACGGAGCCGCUCCACGGGCCGGGACCCGCCAGCCACACCCCACAGGGACCCAGCCCGCGACGGAGCCGCUCCACGGGCCGGGACCCGCCAGCCACACCCCACAGGGACAAGGUUCUAGGUGGAAGCGCCCGGGAGGGAAGAGGGGCCUCGCGGUGCCGAGCGGAGUGAUGGGGCCGCAGGCCAGCGGCGUGUCACGCGUGGCGGUGCGUGGGCUAACGGGCUCUGCUGAAGCGCAGCGACACGAGGCCCCACGCCUCCCCCGCUGGCAGGCGCUGCCCGGCUCUGCGCGCUGCAGCCCUUCCUCUGAAGACACGAGUCCCGGCCGUGUACCGUGGCCUCGGCAGCCCACCGCUCCCACGCCCGCAGCCCGACACCCCGAGAGUCCAGGUCCCCCAGCCGUGACCCCUCAGGCUUCCCAGGGAAUGGCCCCUGCCCCGGGGCCGGGAGCUGCUGCGCUGGCCUCGGCCUGUCGGGAUCGCAAAGCUAAUCCAGGGGCACACCGUCUCUUUCACCUCACGUGUGCAAUAGAAGCUAAACAUUUUAAUCUCACGAGCAGCAAGCAGUGUGGUGUUCACAGAGCCCCUGCAGCCAUGGCCGCGCUGCCUCAUCACCCAUCCCGUUUAAAUGACUAUGGUCCUCCUCGCUGGCGUCCUGGGGAUGGCCAAGGCCGGCACUGGGGCCUCCUCCGGGAACGCAGGCGCUUCCUUCGCACACAGAGGAGAGGUCCAAGUGGGGACUGCUCCCUGGAGCAGCCCGAGGUCAACGGCCACUCCGGCCACUCCGGGACUCCUCGCCCACCUCCGUGGCCUGGCAGGUUCCCAGCAGCAGGGCUGCGGGCGCAGGAGACAGGGCUCCGGCUCGCAGGACACGGUGACCCUUGGAAGCCCUCCUCCCGCGGCCCCUUCCGAGGGCGGCUGGCCCCGUCGGGCGGUCCGGGGCACCGGACACAAAGGCCGGGAGGAAACCCCGCGGAAGCCGCGCGGCCCGGGCCACUCCGCGGCCUGCGGGGCGGCGCUCCCGGGCGGCCCGAGCAGCGAGGACGGCGCCCCGGGCUCCCGGUCCAGCCCCGACGGCAGCGGAGGGGAGGAGCCUCCCGCACACCCGAGCACGGCCACCCACACAAAGAGAACGCGCCCGAGUCCCCGCGGUCCGGGCGGGGGCUGCAGGGGCCCGGCCCGGACGCCCGGCUCCGGGGACGCCGACCGGCAGGGGGCCCGCGGGGGCCCGGGGAGCGGAGGGAGCCCCCGGCGGUGGGGCGCCGGGCCCGCCGGGCCGCGCUGCCCUCCCGCUCCGGCCGGCCCGCUCCCGGAGCCUCACACCCGCGGGCGUGGCGGGGACGCGGGACCGCGGCCCGGAGCUCCGCGCCGCCCGCCCGACCCCACCGGCGCCCGACGCGGCCGCCGGGGCGCCGCCGGCCGGCUGGCCGUUGA